AUGGACAGGCCUCUAGUUGGAAAUGAAGGGGAAUUUAAUUUUGUUGAGAGAGUAUCAUACUUGUAUGAUGAUAGCCAAAAAAAAGUAACGAAGAAAUUAAUUUUAGCAAGUAUUAUAUGUGUUAUAUUUAUGAUUAUCGAAAUUAUCGCAGGAAUAGUAUCAAACUCUUUAUCAUUGAUGACAGACGCAUCGCAUUUGUUUUGUGAUUUAUUAUCUUUUGCAUUGAAUUUAUUUUCAAUUUAUGUUUCUACUUUUGAGGGAAAUUUAGAUAUGUCUUUUGGAUAUCACAGAGCAGAAAUUAUAGGAGCUUUGUUUUCAAUAUUUUUUAUUUGGGCAUUAUCUGCUUAUAUUUUGUAUAGCGCCACUUUUCGAUUAUUUCAAGUUGAACAAGUUGAUGGAUAUAUUAUGUUUGUUACUGCUUUUGUAAGUACACUAGCAAAUAUAUUUAUCGCUUUUGUUUUAAAAGUACAUUCACAUGGUUUUGAGUUUAUUGGAAAUAAAACUUGUAAUCAUAACCAUAGUCACCACACAAACACAAGUGCAUGGAUGAGUACCUCAAAAAAUAAUAAAUUUAUAAAUAUAAAUAAUAUUUCAUUAGAAAAUGGUGAAAAAUAUAAUAAUGAUAUUUCAAUAAGUAGGAUUAAUACUAGUAACUGUGGUUAUGUUUCUUUUGAUCAAUAUGAAAAUGAUGAUAAUAAUUGCGAUCCAAAUAGUUUGAAAAAAAAAAAUAUUGGAAAUGAUGAAGAUGUAGAUCCACCUAAUGAUUUUAAAGUAGGCAUAAAUGAAUACUUAAAUAACAAAGAGGAAUUAAAUUCUGAUACUUAUGAUAAAAAAAAAAAAAAAAAAAAAAAUAAUAAAUCAUAUAAUAAUCAUGAUGAAGAAAAAAACGAUAUAGAAAAUAUUAAUUCACAUAUAUUCUCCAAUGAAAAUAAUGAAGAAAAAAUAUUUUUUGAUUCUUUAAAUAAUAAUUUAAUGGGAGAAAAAUUAAAUCAUAACCACAUUCAUGAUCAUUAUUAUACUCAUUCUCAUAAUGAAAAUCAUAAACACAGUAUUCAUAAUAAUGGUGAAUUAAAUAGUAUAAGUCUAAAAUCAGCAUAUCUUCAUGCUAUUAGCGAUUUACUUCAAAAUAUAGGAGUAAUGAUAGCCUCUUUAAUUAUUUGGUAUAACCCUAAAUACUCAAUCACAGACCCAAUAUGUUCUAUUAUUUUUUGUUUUAUUGUAUUUUCUACAACAAUAUCUGUAAUUAAAGAAAUAUUAAAUGUAUUAAUGGAAGGAACACCUGUAAGUAUCAAUUUAAUAGAUAUAAAAAACGAUAUAUUAAAAAUUCCAGGGGUUAUUGAUGUUCAUGAUUUACAUGUAUGGUCUUUAUCCAUAGGAAAGCCAGCACUAGCUUGUCAUAUCGUUGCACACAAACAAUAUUCACACACAGUUUUACACAAUGCUACUGUACUUUGUCAAAAAAAAUAUAAAAUUCUUCAUACUACUGUUCAAACAGAUUAUCCAUCAAAUAUCACAAAUUGUGAAACACAAGCUCAUCUUAAAUGCUCUAAUUUAAAAGCAGAAAAACCAAAAUAG
Messenger RNA from Plasmodium berghei ANKA, 1575 nucleotides. Its product is annotated as cation diffusion facilitator family protein, putative. Lineage: Eukaryota; Apicomplexa; Aconoidasida; Haemosporida; Plasmodiidae. The record is from RefSeq and is a predicted model, not a curated record. Gene Ontology annotation, cellular component: plasma membrane. Gene Ontology annotation, biological process: zinc ion transmembrane transport. The transcript has a single exon. Gene Ontology annotation, molecular function: zinc ion transmembrane transporter activity. The coding region runs from base 1 to 1575 and encodes 524 amino acids.